CCGUGACAUUUGGCGAAAUUACUGUUGUGUAUAUCGUGUGAUGUCCUCGUACACAUGGGAAAACAAAGGUUCAUUGAUGACAACCAAGGUAGAUGCUGGGCUGUCCUAAGCAUACAUAGUGGUUCUGCAUAGGCUGUUUUAAAGCAAAAUCAUCAUGCAGCUCAUCACUAGCAUCCUGUUCCCAUUGCUACUGGUAACAUGUAAUGGCGCCGACGUGGCCGACUACGCCGGCUCGGGCCCGGCGUUCGUGCUGGAGGGCGAGCGCCUGUUUGUGGCGUGCCGCGUGGUGGCCUUCAGCCAGAUCAAGUGGCACUUGAACGGCCGGCCGGUGCCGCCGGACGGGGCCGAGUUCGCGGUGAGCACGGUGGAGGCCGACGGCUACCUGCAGUCGAACCUGACUGUGGCGCGCGCCAGACAUGAACACUCCGGACGGUACCGCUGCACCUCGUUCGUCGAUAACUGGUACACGGUGCAGGUGCUCAGCGCCGACAUGAUCAAGACAAACGCCGACGACACGAACGGCUUGGUGGUGCUGGACGGCAAAGACGACCUGAUGCUGGAGUGCAACGCCACGCAGGUGGAUGGCGGCAACGUCUCCUGGUUCAAGUCGACUGAGGGCGCGCCGCGCCAGCCUAUCAAGGCCGACAAAAGGAUCGUCGUCGAGCAGGGAAAGCUGACCAUCAAGGGCCCGCGCGAGGAGGACGCCGGCAACUACACCUGCGUGUUCGCCACCCGCGCCAUCAGCGGCCAGGACCUGGAGGAGACGCUGCACGUCGUCACGAACGUGACGGUGCGCCACGUGGCCAAGUCCAUCAACAAGCAGGAGGACGAAGACCUCUCGAUCAAGUGCCGCGUGUUCGGCAAGCCGACGCCCACCAUCACCUGGACCAAAAACGGCGAGGACGUGUUCAAGAUCAGCAACUCGAGCACGCGGCUCUCUCUGGGGGCGAACGACGAUGGCGUGCCUGAGGCCAAGCUGGUGCUGAAGGGGCUGAUCCGGCCGGACGACUCGGGCGACUACUGCUGUCACGCUGAGAACAUCGCCAACGCCGCCCACGACUGCAUCCUCGUCCGCGUCAAAGACAAGUACGCCGCGUUGUGGCCCUUCAUCGGCAUCGUGGCCGAGGUAGUGCUGCUGACGGCCAUCAUCUACAUCUACGAGAAGAAGAAGAGCAAGCCGGACAUGGACGACAGCGAUACCGACCACGGCAACGACAGGCCGGAGUCGAAGGGCGACGUCCGCCAGCGGAAGUAGCGGCGCCGUGCUGUCGCUGCCAGCGAGGCAUCCGUUAGUUGAGUGCGGCGCGCCAGGGCGCGGUCGGCCGGCGAGCUGAGGCCGAGCAAGGUUCAGCGCCCGCCGAUCACGCUGCGGACGACUGGCGGGUGGGGCUCGCCCAGUAGUCGGCGCCCGCGGCCUGGGCUCCGUAGAACGGGGGUCGGCAGUAGACUAGUCAUAGGUCCUCCUCGCGCGCGCGUGCGUGCGGUGAUUCGGUUCUGGGUGGUGUCCGUGUCCGUUCGAGGGCGCUUGUGUUGCGCGCGUGCCGUCCACCGGUGGCGGAGUGUCCGGCAGCGCGCCGCCUGUAGAGUGCGGGGGAGGCGUGUUCUCUCGGUGUUGGGACUGCGCAGUGCUCGAGAUCCGGCUGGUCCGUCGCCGGGCGGCUAGUCAUGGGGGGCACGAGGGGGUGGCCGGCCCCGCUCCGGCAGUCGGCCAGGUCACAUCACGGCACCAGUCGGUGCCCCCUCCCCGUCCCGCCACUAACGGGGCUCGGUACACGUCGCGCCGGCUCCGCGCCUCAGGCGAGUGGCCGGCCGGCGGCACCCGUCAGGCCUCUAGCCGCCGGAGAGCCGGCCCCGCGCCUCAGGCGAGUGGCCGGCCAGCGGCACCCGUCAGGCCUCCAGCCGCCGGAGGGCCGGCCCCGCGCCUCAGGCGAGUGGCCGGCCGGCGGCACCCGUCAGGCCUCCAGCCACCGGAGAGCCGGCCCCCGGCGCCUC
This is a messenger RNA of Pollicipes pollicipes, 1992 nucleotides long. RefSeq names its product immunoglobulin domain-containing protein Bsg (gene Bsg). Gene Ontology annotation, cellular component: axon; plasma membrane. The coding region runs from base 155 to 1255 and encodes 366 amino acids. The record is from RefSeq and is a predicted model, not a curated record. NCBI's taxonomy places the organism in Eukaryota, Metazoa, Arthropoda, Thecostraca, Pollicipedomorpha, Pollicipedidae. The transcript has 9 exons. Gene Ontology annotation, biological process: dendrite self-avoidance; homophilic cell-cell adhesion; axon guidance. Gene Ontology annotation, molecular function: cell-cell adhesion mediator activity.